GUUUAGAAAAGCCCUUUCCAUUUAAAAAGGCUCGUGAUUUUCUUAUUUCGUUCAUCUCCUUCAUUCUUUUUUUUUAUCUCUAUUCCUCCCUGAAACGAUAUUUUAAACGUCUAAUCGCCUCAAUUCAAGUCACAAUGAUGUUUGCUAGUGCUACCAAGAUGAUGCCCGUCUCCAGCGUCUUGCGGACGCGCGGAGCUAUUGCGACCCGCGGCUUUGCCUUUUCUACAACUAAGAGACUGGGUCUGAAAGAAUCAUCAAAUCAAACCAGCGUUGACUACGACCUGCACAAGAAAGACUCCCUCGCCAAGCAGAAAAAGGGCUCAGGCCACUGGAAGCCGGAGCUUGCAUCCGACAGCGAAGAGGCCCUCAGGGCGGACCGGGCGUCAAAGGAGAAUUUGGCGGAGAAGAUGGAUGCGUUGCAGGAGAGGACCAAGAGGGCUGCUGAGGAGACGAGCAAGGCGGGCACGAGCAUGAGAGAUUCGAUGUGAGGGGGUGAAGACUGAGAGUUCCUUUAUUAUUCAAUAUUGUUAAAUGUGAACAAAAGCCAUAAAUUGGAAUUGUGACGUUUCUGUUAUGUUGUCUUGUCUGUGUAAUGGCAUAUGUAUAAGAUGAGAUUGAUUGUGUACCUGUAUGCGUAUACACAUUGCCUCGGGAAAAGCCAACAUCCACCACAACAUCUCCAGCAAUUGCAUCAUCAAAUUAGCCUCACAUGAAAGUAAAUAAGCUUAAUCUUAGAACAAAUAAACAACACCA
Molecule: messenger RNA, 753 nt
Organism: Trichoderma harzianum CBS 226.95
Lineage: Eukaryota; Fungi; Ascomycota; Sordariomycetes; Hypocreales; Hypocreaceae
Exons: 2
Coding region: 135-488 (117 amino acids)
Source: RefSeq, a predicted model, not a curated record